AUGAUGCAACGUUCUCCUAUGAAGCGUGUGGGUGAACACCAUGAUGGCAGUUUUGGAAUAUACAUGUCACAUAAGAUUCAAAAAUUGCGUGAUCAGAAUGAGACUUUUGUAUCGGCAUUAUCUAAUAGAGAGGAUGCAGUGGGGAUUUUUAAAGGUGUUUGUGUAUACGUAGACGGGUAUACAGUUCCUAGUAAAGAGGAGAUUCGACGGCUUAUGUUGCUGCAUGGUGGUAGAUUCGAACAUUACGAAACCAAUCAUGUGACGCACAUUAUAGCCACUCAUUUGCCAGUAUCCAAGUUGCUGCUACUUCAGAAAGCAAAAAAAACAGUCCCAGUUGUACAUCCAGAUUGGAUCGUACGUAGUAUUGAACAAAAGCAAUUGCUCUCGGUGCAACAAUUUCGGUACAAAGGGUUUAUCGAUCCAACCCAACGUUCAAUCAUUCAUUUAUCCGGAUCAAGUUUUGUAUCUGAAGAUAUAUCCAGUACUACACUUGAAGUUGAAGUUGAAGACAAAUGGCUACAUAAAACUCCAAAUUUUAAGAAUGAUCUAAAUUCAGUAUUUACACUUACUGUCAAUGAAACUGAAGUAGAUACCGGUAUUCCAGAGGAUAUCGUGAAUUUUGAAAACCAAGCGGAUCGUUCGAAUAGGUUGGAAGACUCUCGAUUACCAUUAGGACAUGACACGAUAUUGCAUACACCUGCAAGAGCUAUACGGACAACUUCAACAAAAGAUGGUCCAGAAUUUGUCAAACAUUUCUUUGCCAAGUCGAGAUUGCACCACAUUGGUACAUGGCGAUCAACCUUUCAACAAAAAGCAGCAGAAUUCCAGGCGAAAUAUCAAGGUGAUCCUAUCAUUAAAGCAUCGACAUUAUCAAAUGAACGGGUGAUACUUCAUAUCGACAUGGACUGUUUCUUUGUAGCAGUUGCAAUGCGAGGUCGGUCACCAAAGUUGAAAACUUUACCUGUUGCUGUUGCUCAUUCGGAAACUGCUGGUUCAUCUGAAAUUUCGUCGUGUAAUUACUUGGCACGUGCUCGAGGAGUUGGUGCAGGCAUGUUCAUGCAAACGGCAAGGGAAUUGUGUCCUGAUUUAGUCGUACUACCCUAUGAGUUUGAUGCUAUCCAGCGCGUUUCAUUUCAAAUUUAUGACAUUUUCUUCUCCCAUACUCCAUUUGUGCAGGCCGUGAGUUGUGACGAAGCAUAUCUUGAGUUUGGAAAAGGAACGGAUGGAUUGGAAAAGGCAAAGACAAUACGUCAAGAGAUUUUUCAACAGACUGGAUGCGCUGCAAGUGUAGGUGUGUCUUUCAAUAUACUUCUUGCAAAGCUGUGUUCAAAGAAAGCAAAACCAGAUGGAAUUUACCACGUCAGUGACCCUGGUCAAGCCGAAGCAUUCGUGCUAUCGCUUAAAAUUCGUGACUUGCCUGGAGCUGGGCACAAAACAAGAGCAAAACUUGAAGCCCUUCAAGUCGAGGACGUUCGACAACUACUCUCGAUGACGAAAGAUGAACUCGUGCAAUCCCUUGGUAGAGCUUCGGGUGAAAUGCUGUACAAUUACGCUCGAGGUCGAGAUGUCCGUCCGUUGUCUAUGGAGUCGAAUAUGAUGCGCAAGAGCGUAUCCGCAGUCGUAAAUUUUGGAAUUCGGUUUGAAAAUUGGGAAGAUGCGACUGUCUUCUUGGUAGCGUUGGGCGAGGAACUGAGUCAUCGUCUUCGGACUCUCAAGUUGCGGACGAAGUGCCUAACACUGUUGAUCAAGAAACGGGCAAAAGAAGCACCCGUUGAGCCUUCAAAAUUCAUGGGUCAUGGAAUAUGCGAUAACUUCUCCAAGAGCCAUGUGUUGGCUCAAGCAACAGACGACCAGGUUGUGAUUGGCAAGGUCUGCAUUGAAUUGCUUCGGCAACUCAAUCUUCCAAGCGAAGAUCUCCGUGGAGUCGGAGUGCAGGCUACCAAGUUGGUUUCAGAUAUUCAAAGCAUUAACCAACGAAGUGGGCAGCUUGUUAAAGCUUGGUUCGAUGAUUCUGCGCAACAACCAGCUUUCAUGUCUUCAUCGCAUCCUCCGCGACAGUCAAUAACAAGGAUAGGCAAGGAAGGUGAGGAAAAACGGAAUAAGCUUGGAGCGAACGAGAUUAGAAACGAUUUUACAGCUACAACAUUUUCGCAAAUUGAUACAGGGGUUCUAGAAGAGUUACCUGAGCAGCUUAAGCGUGAAAUCAUGGCUUCGUAUGGUCGAGGGUUACAGUCUACGACUGUCACCCAAAACGUUCAUCAGCCUUCACCAAAACGAAAAACUAAUAGAAAAGCACCACUACGACGAAGACACCCGACACGAAAUAUUUUUGAUUCAAAGUCAAAUAGCCGGCUUGCACGCGCUGCGCAUGCUUCUAUCAAAGAAUCAAGGAACGUGGACGCUCUUAAUGACAUUCGAAGGUCCCAAGUUGACUUGGAGGUGUAUGAUUUGCUGCCGUUUGCAAUUCGUAGAGAGAUUGAUCGAUUCGCAAAGAAGCGCAAUUCCAGUACAAGAGUCAUUCCAAAACGCAGUGUUUCAUUGGAUUCCAGUCCUGAGCAGGUUUUGAAGAAGACGUUGACACCAGCAUUGUCACCCAUAGAAGACCUAUACGUCAAUCUUGUCGAGAAUCUUCAGUUUGCUGUGUCCGACAAUGAAAAUGAUGAUCAGGGUCUAAUCGACGACACCAGAGCACAGUUGACUGCUUUUGAUGCCAUUUACUCGCGUAUUUUGGUCGAGGUGGAGAAUCGCACACUCGAUCAGGCCUUGCGGAUGCUCCGCUUUUUUCGCCGUAAAUGUUCAAGUCCAACCACCCCUGCCGAGCUCACUGACCUGUUGAAGCGUGGCUUCAAUUACGUCCUCACACUUGUGAAUCAGGAUGUACGACGACAUUUCAAUGGCGUGCUGUCGUUGCAACUGGUUGCACCGCUUCAGUAG
Peronospora belbahrii is the source of this 2934-nucleotide messenger RNA. Lineage: Eukaryota; Oomycota; Peronosporomycetes; Peronosporales; Peronosporaceae. The record is from the annotation of a GenBank genome assembly.